Molecule: messenger RNA, 2261 nt
Organism: Durio zibethinus
Lineage: Eukaryota; Viridiplantae; Streptophyta; Magnoliopsida; Malvales; Malvaceae
Product: omega-amidase, chloroplastic-like
Biological process (GO): L-glutamine metabolic process; oxaloacetate metabolic process
Cellular component (GO): mitochondrion
Molecular function (GO): omega-amidase activity
Source: RefSeq, a predicted model, not a curated record
CGCCACCGUAUAAGGGGCCUCAAGAGGAAAAAGCCACAAUGGAAGCUGAGAACCGCAACGAUGGUGGCUCAAGAGAAGAGCAAGAAAUUGAAACUGAGAAAAGCUCUUGCAAAUUGUUUUUAAGUUAAUAUCAAGGACAUAAAUCAAUUGGAAAAGGCGCGAGAAGGCAGUUAAUGACCGUUGAAAGACAAGGAAACGGUUGGUAGUUGGGAUAUGACAUUUUCUUGAAACGUUGUUAGCGAGCCUUGAUCAAGUGAUUUCAUCGUCACCUUAAGAAGUCUAAACCACUAAAAUCAACUCAUCGAGAACCAAUCAUAUCCGCCCAUUAACACGACAACUUUGACAGCAAAUUGACGAAAAACUCCUCUUAACGACGUUUAAAAAAAAAGACCCCAGCCAGAAACGAAAACGUUCUAAUCGAGUUCCCAGACGCAGAAAGUGAAAUGAAAUGACGUCAACGGCAUCAUCACUAGCUAGCUCCAAGAAUCUAAGUCAUUCCGCAAUCUCACGCUCCCUUCUGCAGCACUCAUCAAAACCCAUUUCUCAAAGAACCUUAGUAAUUCCAACUAUUCCCAGAAACACCAAAAAUCUCUACAUUCAACGUUACCAAAAGCUCCAAAUCAGGCCCAACUCAACAUCCAUAACCGCAUCAUCUUUCAAGCCUGAACUAGCCACGGCACCUCCUCCCCUCCCUCUUCCCACCCCUCCUGUCACAAAGUUCAAGAUUGGGCUUUGCCAGUUGUCGGUAAGACCUGAUAAAGAGAGGAACAUAGGGCAUGCUCGGAAGGCCAUCGAGGAGGCUGCUCAAAAGGGUGCCCAGCUUGUUCUCUUGCCUGAAAUAUGGAACAGCCCAUAUUCGAAUGAAAGCUUCCCAGUUAAUGCUGAAGAUAUUGAUGCAGGUGGUGAUGUGUCUCCUUCAACAGCUAUGCUGUCUGAAGUUUCUAGUCGCCUGAAGAUCACAAUAGUCGUUGGCUCUAUACCUGAACGCUGUGGGGAUAAGUUGUAUAAUACUUGUUGUGUCUUUGGUACUGAUGGAAAGCUGAAAGCCAAGCAUCGCAAGAUUCACCUUUUUGAUAUUGAUAUUCCUGGGGAGAUUACCUUUAUGGAAUCCAAGACCCUUACUGCAGGGGAUACUCCUACCAUCGUGGACACAGUUCUUGCAGACGUUGGGCGUAUUGGUAUAGGCAUCUGUCAUGACAUUCGCUUUCUGGAAUUAGCAAUGAUAUAUGCUGCAAGAGGUGCUCACUUGCUAUGCUAUCCUGGAGCAUUUAACAUGACAACUGGACAAUUACAUUGGGAGCUGCUGCAGAGAAUAAGGGCUGCAGAUAAUCAGUUAUAUGUUGCAACUUGUUCACCUGCUCGAGAUGCUGGAGCCUGUUACGUUGCUUGGGGUCACUCAACACUUGUAGGACCUUUUGGAGAAGUUCUGGCUACCACUGACCAUAAUGAGGACAUAAUUAUAUCAGAGAUUGAUUAUUCAAUACUUAAGCAACGAAGGGCAAGUCUCCCCUUAACAAAGCAACGGCGAGGUGAUCUUUACCAGUUGGUAGACAUUCAGAGGCUCAACUCUCAUUGAUUAGAGGAGAAGCUUAUGAGAGAGCUGGGAUUCAUGGUUAGAAUUUUCAUUGAUAAAGGUGGAACUUUGUUAAAAAUCAUGGGAAUUUUCUAGUCCUUUACUCAGUUGAGGAAACUCAGUAGUUAACAAAGAUCAUGUUAAUCAUUCGGAUGGUUGCUGGGAGCUCAAUGAUGGGAAGUGUUACUGUUUUCAUGUUUGCAGUAUGAAACCCACCGGCCACCAUGCAAAUCUUAAUCAAGUCGAUUAUUUUUGUUUUAUGGGUCAUGGUUGAAUGGACAUAUCAAAUCCUGUGGAUAGAUCCUAGAAAACAGUGGGUCUAUCCUAAUAAAGAAUCAUGCAUGCCCAGAAAAUCUAUUACCAGCUAAACCUACUAUUAAUGAGCCUGGAGACGUGAAUACUGAAGAAGAAGCCUGGGUUAAUUCACUAUAGCUAUUAUUCUACUUGGCAAGCCAGAAAAAAUGUGGCUUUGUCUCCUAAUUCAAAGUACUGAUAAUUUUGUGGAUCUUGUCUAUCACAUUAUCUGUUUCAUUAGAGUGUGAUGAUUUGAUUCCAACACAUCUUACCCAAAAAUGAUAAAAAAAUAUUAUAUGGAUAUUUUCGGGUUUGAUGCAUAAGAUUAUUAAUAUGAUAGAAUAAUUAUUAUUUUAUUUUAUGUUUGAUUUGUAUCUAAAGAGAGAUACGGAUU